Molecule: messenger RNA, 1850 nt
Organism: Morus notabilis
Lineage: Eukaryota; Viridiplantae; Streptophyta; Magnoliopsida; Rosales; Moraceae
Product: protein DETOXIFICATION 29
Exons: 8
Coding region: 170-1705 (511 amino acids)
Biological process (GO): xenobiotic detoxification by transmembrane export across the plasma membrane
Cellular component (GO): vacuolar membrane
Molecular function (GO): antiporter activity; xenobiotic transmembrane transporter activity
Source: RefSeq, a predicted model, not a curated record
AAAUUAUAUCAUAAUCACACAUGUGUGUAAAUAUAUAUAUAUAUGUAUGUAUAUAUAUAAAAGACAAACAUAGUACUAUGAUGUAGUGCAUUUAUAAACGAGUAAUUGAGCCACAAAACCAAGCCCAACCCUUUCUCCUCCCCCUCUCUUUGCCUUUGAGACCACUCCAAUGGAGGAGAAUAAGCAGCCACUCCUUUCCACAAGAGGAGAACAACAAAACAAUAACCCUUCAACGAAUAACACUUCUUCACAAGCUUCCUCCUUCACCCCCGGUGCUGACGACAUCCCGCCAAUCGGUGGCGUCCGGGACUUCUACAGAGAGUUCUGCGCGGAAUCAAAGAGGCUCUGGUACUUGGCCGGCCCUGCCAUCUUCACCACCAUAUGCCAAUACUCCCUCGGCGCCGUCACCCAAGUCUUCGCCGGCCAGGUCGACACUCUCUCCCUCGCCGCCUUCUCUGUCGAGAAUUCUGUCAUCGCCGGAUUCUCCUUCGGCGUCAUGCUUGGCAUGGGUAGCGCUCUGGAAACUCUGUGCGGACAAGCGUUUGGAGCAGGUCAGCUCGAUAUGCUUGGGAUCUAUAUGCAGCGGUCGUGGGUGAUUCUUAACGGGAUGGGCCUAGUAUUGUUGUUCCUCUACAUAUUUGCGGAGCGGCUGCUGAAGCUGAUCGGGCAGACGACGGAGAUAUCGGAGGCGGCCGGGGAGUUGGCCAUAUGGAUGAUCCCUCAGCUGUUCGCGUACGCCGUGAACUUUCCGAUCGCCAAGUUCUUGCAGGCGCAGAGCAAGAUGGCGGCGAUGGCGUGGAUAGCGGCGGUGGUUCUGGUGCUCCACACCUUCUUCAGCUGGCUGCUGAUGCUGAAGCUGGGGUGGGGCCUUGCCGGCGGCGCCGUGGUGCUGAACGCCUCAUGGUGGUUCAUAGUGGUGGCGCAGCUGGUUUAUAUUUUUAGUGGGACUUGUGGGAGAGCUUGGUCGGGGUUUUCGUGGAAGGCGUUUCAGAAUCUGUGGGGAUUUGUUAGGUUGUCUCUUGAAUCAGCCGUCAUGCUCUGUUUGGAAACGUGGUACUUCAUGGCACUUGUUCUCUUCGCUGGAUAUCUAAAGAAUGCAGAGAUUUCGGUGGAUGCUUUGUCUAUAUGCAUGAACAUAUUGGGAUGGACAGUCAUGGUAGCUAUUGGCAUAAAUGCAGCAAUAAGUGUGAGGGUAUCCAAUGAGCUAGGAGCGGCUCAUCCAAGAACAGCAAAAUUCUCGUUAGUGGUGGCAGUGAUAACUUCAUUCGUACUUGGUGCCGUAUUAUCACUUAUCUUGAUCAUCUCUCGAAAGGUGUAUCCUUCACUUUUUUCAAAUAACACAGAGGUCAAGACUCUUGUUAAGCAGCUCACCCCGAUUUUAGCCUUUUGCAUUCUCAUCAACAACAUUCAACCCGUUUUAUCUGGGGUAGCCAUUGGAGCGGGAUGGCAAGCUGCUGUAGCUUAUGUGAACGUCGCUUGCUAUUAUCUAUUUGGGAUACCUUUGGGUCUUUUAAUGGGAUAUAAGCUCAACAUGGGUGUUACAGGAAUUUGGAGUGGUAUGGUUUGCGGGACACUGGUUCAGACUUUUAUUCUUUUCUUGAUGGUUUAUAAAACCAAUUGGAACAAAGAGGCUUCCGUGGCUGAAGAUAGGAUAAGGAAAUGGGGAAGGCACAUAGAUUCCAGAAAAAACGACGAAGAAAGAUGAAGAGCAGGGAGAUUUCAGUUUCCAAGUGAAGAAGAAAACAUGUAGGAGAUAUUUGUUAUGUCUGCAACGUUAAGAGGCCCAACUAUGGCACCCUUUUGUUCUUCUUCCAAGUUAGGAAAUAUAUAUUAUUGUUUCUCUUCAACAA